Messenger RNA from Dermatophagoides farinae (American house dust mite), 2558 nucleotides. The record is from RefSeq and is a predicted model, not a curated record. Lineage: Eukaryota; Metazoa; Arthropoda; Arachnida; Sarcoptiformes; Pyroglyphidae.
ACAAUAUCAAUGAGCAUAUGAGGACACAACUGUGUGUUUUUUGUGUGUGUGUGUGUUAUAUAUUCGUGUUAACUCCGUAGUAAACUUGAGUUGUAUAAACCUAUGAUUUGAAACAAAUUGAAAUUUUUGCGCGAUAUAUUCAUAUUAUUCAUACUAUAAUUAUUGAUUGAAUGGAUACAAUUAUUAAUACAGAAGAUAAUCCAAUUGAUAAUACGGCAGUGGCGGCAACGAUCAACAACAUGGAUGUAGAACAAAUGAAUUCUGUUACAUCAUCACCGAAUGCUAAUGAAGAUGUUGUCAAUCAAGAAGUUAAAUCAAUCGAAAUCAAUUUGAAUGUUAUAAAAACUUUUUUCCUCAAUACCAUAUCAUUGUAUGAAUAUUUGGUUAAAAAUCAUUGUACAACUUGUAAUGUUGUUGAAAGUGAAGAAUUUGUUGCUUUGCAUAAAAAUCUUAUUGAUUUUGAAAAUAUAUUUCGAAUAUUUGAAGUUUCAUUCGACAAAACAUUGUUAACCACAUUGGUCAAAAAGAAUAUCAUACGUGAUCAAUUUAAUCAUUUGGUACAAGCUGAUGAAACAACCGAUAAUACUAAUGUGGCUGCUGGUGUAGAGAUUGAACAUCAUAGUAAUGUUACAUCAAAAUAUCCAUGCUAUGUUUCAUCAUGUAGUCAAUUCUAUUCCACAGAAGAAGGAGCAAAAAUUCAUUUUAUUAAAAAUCAUUGUAAAAAAGGUGACGUAUUCGAUGAAGAUGAACGAGCUAAAUGUUCUGAACAUGCUAUCGCUAAUCUUAAUGAAUUGAAACAAAUUGGCUCUGAUCGUUAUAAUUGUCCAGUAGAUGAUUGUAAUUAUGGUACAUCGGAUCGAAGUAAUUUUAAAGUGCAUCUACAACGUCAUAGUAAUGCCAGAAAAUUUUCAUGUAUUUGUUCGAAAAAAUUUUUCACACGUGAUCCAUUCAUGAUACAUUUUGUUCGGCUUCAUAUGAAAGAAGUGAAUUGGACACUUGCACAGACUGAUAUUCAAAGUUUGCGAAAAACUAUACGUCGAUUGACAAAUCGUAAAUAUUUGAAAUUCUCUUCUAAUGAUGAGAUUCCUGAUUCGGAUUCCGAUUUGAAUGGUCCAAUUGAUUCGGAGAAAAAUGAACUAAACAAUUAUAUAACACAGGCUAUUCAAGAUUCAAGCAAACAAUCAGAGCCACCGUCAAGUAAUUCUGGAUCAAAUGACAACGUUCUAUCUUUCUCAAUGUCUGUUGAUGAUGAAAUUGAUGAAGUUGCAUCAACGGUUGCUAAUACAAAUGAAAAAAAUUCCGCUGAUGAAAAUCCACUGAAUUCAUUCAAUGCAUCAUUGAAUUUGAAAGAUAAUUUUUUCACUGAUUCUGUUAUUUUUAGAUCUGAAGGUGUCGAACAAGAUGUUUUGUCAAAAUUACCGGCAAAUGAAAAACUUGUUCGAAACAUGUCAUUAUCUACUACUAAAGAUAAAAUCAUACAGAAAGAUAUAAAACAACGUCAACGUAAAUAUAAAUGUCCAAAUAAAAAUUGUGAACAAGAUUUUUUCACAUCCAAAAAUCUUCUGGUUCAUCUAAAAGCAUCACAUGAUCCAAGUAAUCCGGUACUAUGUACUGAACCAGGAUGUACGGCACGAUUCAAAUCAACAGCAUUGUUAGCUCAACAUCAGAAACGUCAUCAGGUACAAUAUACUUGUACAAUCUGUUCGUAUCGAACACAUUUAGCGGCACUUAUGACAAGACAUAAUCGUCAACAUGCUGGUGAACAUUUACAUCAUGAAUGUCCUGUUUGUCAUGAAAAAUUCGAAUAUCUUGGUGCGCUUCGAUCACAUUUGACUAAUGUACAUAAUGAAAAGGAACCACUUCGAUGUAAAUUCGAAGGUUGUGAGAAAAAAUUCAAAACAAUCAUUGGUCUUAAAAAACAUUGUCGUGAAUUUCAUUAUAAUAUGAAAGCAGAAAUCUCUUGUGAAUGGCCAGAUUGUACGGCCGUAUUUUCCAACAAAUCAGCAAUGGUAAAUCAUAUGCGUAUACAUACAAAUGAAAGACCAUAUCAAUGUACAUGGCAAGAUUGUGGUAAAUGGUUCCGAUUGAAAGAAACAUUAAAACGUCAUAUUAAACUACAUCAAGGUUUUAAGCCAUAUGUUUGUCCAUUUGAUAAUUGUAAUUGGUCAUUUGUGACAAAGAAAGGCCUUAAAACACAUAUUGAAAAAGGACAUUUAAAGAAUCCUACCGAAAUACCUAAACAACCAUCAUCAUCAUCACCAUCAUCAUCACCAUCGAAGCAAAAAAUUGAUUUAAUCACACCGAAAAUAGAAAUUGAUGAUGAAGAGGAAUUGAUAACAGCACAGCAAACGAUCGAGCAAAAUGAUUCCAGCAUGACUGAAGGAAUGGAAGAAAUGGACACUUCCAACACCAAUUCUGUUGCUGUAGAUGACGAUUAAUUAUUUCCUUUUCCAUUUUAUAUCUUCUAUAAUAUUUUCAAUUUUCAUAUGCAAAUUUGUAUUUCACUACUACUAAUUAUAAAUGAUCGAAUUAAUCAAUAAAAUUCUAUUCAAUCACUA